Molecule: messenger RNA, 3816 nt
Organism: Anoplopoma fimbria (sablefish)
Lineage: Eukaryota; Metazoa; Chordata; Actinopteri; Perciformes; Anoplopomatidae
Gene: cilp2
Product: cartilage intermediate layer protein 2
Exons: 10
Coding region: 1-3753 (1250 amino acids)
Source: RefSeq, a predicted model, not a curated record
AUGUUGGAAUUAAUUAAGGUGGUGCUCCUUCUGUCUGUCCUGGUUUCAACGGCUCUGGGCCAAGGACCUGUGAGGACCAGGAGCCAGUCAGACCGGAGCAGGAGAGUGGCCCUCAACACGUUCACUGACACACAGACAACAGGCGUGACAGAGUGGACGUCUUGGUUCAACAUCGACCAUCCUGGAGGGAAUGGAGACUACGAGCGCCUGGAGGCGAUCCGUUUCUAUUACAGGGAGAGGGUUUGCGCUCGGCCCGUGGCCAUGGAGGCUCGCACUACAGACUGGGUGGCAGCGGCAGACACCGGGGAAGUGUUCCACUCCAGUCUGGAGAAGGGCUUCUGGUGCAUUAACAGGGAACAGCCCCAGGGCCGCAUCUGCUCCAACUACCAUGUCCGCUUCCAGUGUCCCCCAGUGCAGAGCUACUGGACCGAUUGGAGUGAGUGGGGUCACUGUUCAACCACGGUCUGUAACGACGUAGGCAUCCAGGUCCGCUCUAGGAAAUGUGUGAACACUCAGCCCAUGCCUCUCCUGCUGGUGCCAGCGUGCCUCGGGCACCACUCAGAGAGGAGGGAGUGCUCCAACCCGCCUUGUGCCGCCAAGUGGGGUCCGUGGGGUCGGUGGGGGACGUGUUCAGCGACCUGUGGUGGUGGUCGCAGGAUACGGAGGAGGAACUGUGAGAGGCCCUCAGAGUCAGUUCAUUGUACUGGGCGGCCUGCUGAAAUACAGAAGUGUGGGAAGAGUCCAUGCCCAGCCAAAUGUCAGCUCGUGUGCACCGAGGGCCGCCCCAGUGAGGACUGCAGCCGCUGUACGUGUGACGACCACGUUCUGCACGGAGAAGUCCGCAGUGUGACUGGUGUUCCUGUAGCAGAAGCCUGGGUGGCACUGGACAGCCAGCCCAAGGUGAUCCGUGCCCUCACAGAUGCCAAAGGUCAGUUCAGGCUCACGGGAAUCUGCUCCUCCAGCUCCACCUUGAUCUCCAUCAGGAAGGAGAAGUUUGCCCCGAUCUCCAUCCCCACCUCCAGUAACAGCACAGGGUUGUCCUGGGUACGAGCCGUCCUCAAAUCAGCCGAAAAGCCGUACAUUGUGAAGCACCCGGAGGACAAAGUGCGUUAUGAGGGAGGACGGGUGAUGUUUUGCUGCAAGGCAACGGGAUCGCCAACACCUGACAAAUACUACUGGUACCACAAUGGGACUCUUAUGGACAGGAAGGUCUUCAAGUAUGAAGAGGACCUUGUACUGUGGAACCUGAAGCCGGAGCAGUCUGGAUAUUACUUCUGCAAGACCAGCAGCUCUGCAGGCAGCAUCAAGUCCUCUCCAGCCCUCCUCACUGUAAUCGCAAAAGGAAAGCCAGCGUGCAAUUCCACGCCUGAAACGCACCUCAUCAGACUGCCGAUGGACUGCGUUCAACCCGGGACUGACUCCAUGCACUACAACGCUGGACGCUGCCCUUACAACAAAUGCGCCGGCUCCCUAGACUUUGAUAUGCGCUGCAGAGACGAUACCGGGUUCUGCUGCGGGGUCCAAAACACGGAGAGCCGAAUCAUCGACUGUGGGAGCUACAGCCUCCCUAUCCGCGCUGUGACUCACUGCAGCUGUCAGAAGUGUCUGCAGCCCACCGUACUGGUUCGUGGCAGAGUGGUCACAGCUGACAACGAUGAGCCUCUGCGUUUCGGGCACAUCUACAUUGGUAAAGAGAGGGCCGGCACCACUGGAUACCAAGGAGGGUUCACGUUGCAAAUUCCUCCUGAUACACAGAGAUUAGUGGUCAAUUUUGUUGACCCCACUGAGAAGUUUCUCGACACUCCUAAGGUGUUCAUCCUCGAUAAGAAAGGGGGUUCCAUCUACCACAAUGUGAAGGUGAUGAGAAAGAAGACACCAAUUGACAUCAAUGCAGGAGAGACCAACUCCAUUGACCUUGGAGAAAUUGAAGGCGAAGACCCCAUUGGUCAGUUGGUUAUUCCUCCCAACUCCUUCCACAAGGACAACGGAGAAAUCUAUGAGGGAACUGUGAAAGCCAGCGUCACAUUCAUUGACCCAAGAAAUAUCACCACGGCGGCCGCAGCCCCUGGCGAUCUCAACUUUGUGGACGGUGAGGGCGACAUGCUCCCUCUGAGGACCUAUGGCAUGUUCUCGGUGGACUUCAGAGAUGAGACCAACAAGGAGGUACUCGGAGCUGGAGCUGUUCAAGUUCUCCUCGACACGCAGCACGUCAAGAUGCCCGAGCACAUUCCCAAAAUGAAACUGUGGUCUCUCAACCCGGACACGGGAGUCUGGGAAGAGGAGAGUGACUUCUCCUACACCAGGACGACUGCUGGCGGUCAUGGGCGGAGCAAACGAGAGGAACGCACGUUCCUCAUAGGCAACAUGGAGAUCAGAGAACGGAGGCUCUUCAAUCUAGACGUGCCUGAAAACAGACGCUGCUACGUCAAAGUCCGUGCCUACAUGAGCGACAAGUUCCUAUCUAGUGAACAGCUGGAGGGCGUUGUGAUCAGCUUGAUAAAUCUGGAACCUAAACCUGGAUAUUCCUCUAAUCCGAGGGCAUGGGGCCGCUUUGACAGCGUCAUAACCGGAUCCAACGGAGCUUGUUUACCAGCUUUCUGUGACGCCCAAAGGCCAGAUGCUUACACAGCUUACGUCACUGCAAUGAUGGGUGGAGAAGAACUGGAGGCAGCUCCCUCCUCGCCCAAAAUGAAUCCAAACAUCAUAGGAGUGUCCCAGCCUUAUCUGGAUAAAAUAGACUACCAGCGCUCAGACCACGAUGAUCCGGCUCUGAAGAAAACGGCCUUCAAAAUCAACUUGGCAAAGCCUAACCAAAAUAAUUUUGAUGAGACCAAUGGGCCAAUAUAUCCGUAUCAGAAUUUAUUAAGUUGUGAAAAUGCCCCCACUGAUGCAAAUCAUUUCAGAUUCUUCAGAGUGGAAAAGGACAAGUACGAAUACAACGUUGUUCCCUUUGAGGAGAACGAUUUGACGACCUGGAUGGGAGACUACCUCUCCUGGUGGCCUAAUCCCCAGGAGUUCAGAGCAUGCUUCAUUAAGGUCAAGAUCAUUGGGCAGAAGGAAGUGAUGGUCAGGUCGAGGAAUCUCGGGGGAACGCACCGAGAAACAAAAGGCAAACUUUACGGCAUACGAGACAUCCGCAGCACCCGGGACAUGCGAGAAGCCAACACCUCAGCGGCCUGUCUAGAGUUCAAAUGCAGCGGCAUGUUGUUCGAUCAAGCUGAGGUAGACAGAUCUAUCAUAUCUGUGCUUCCACAGGGGAACUGUCGCAGGACCAGCACCAACAGCCUCCUCCAAGAGUACCUGAUCAAACAUCCACCAGUGGCUCAAAACAACGAGUCCCAUGGAUUCACCAUGCUGGCCCCCGUGGAUCCUUUGGGACACAACUACGGCAUCUACACAGUCACAGACCAGAACCCCAGGGUGGCCAAGGAGAUCGCUAUUGGCCGCUGCUUUGAAGGCACCUCGGAUGGUUUCUCCAGGGAGAUGAAGACGGACUCUGGAGUGGCGCUGACCUUCAGCUGUCCAGAGAGGAAAAUUAACAGGGAGAGCCUUUUCCAACGCCUGCAGACCAACCCGGCUCAGACUCUGUCGCAGAUGGCGAGGAGCAUGAGGGAGUCGGACGGUAUGGAGGUGCAGGGAUUAUCGACCCGGGUGGUGGCCUAUCCUUCAGAGCAGCAGGGCAGGACCCAGAGUCGCAGAGUCACCUCCACAACCAGAAGAAGAGUGCCCAUGCGCACGCAGCAACGGCAAUAGAUGUUUCAAGCUCUUCCGUCAAGAUCGGUAUGACGACGUUGAAUCAAGGAAGUAAAAGUUGCC